AAUACCUUCUCGGACCAACAACGACUGCCACUACUGGACCAGAACACCGACUGGGAUCAAUACAUGCGGCGACUUUAGAGUUUGCGAUUCGUGUUGCUUGCGCGGUUCCCUUCAGUCGCUACCUUGUACCCACCCGCGAGGCGCAUCCACGACUCAACGUCCCAUCUUCUGCAGAACAGCCACCGCAAACUCCUAUACACCGCAGACCAACACGCACGACUGAUCUCACGACGCGCAUCUGCCCAUUGAGGGCUUCACGGCCAUCAUGGAAGUCAUCAAGGGCAUUCAGAAGCGGUUACCCUCAUCGGAAAAUCUGCCGUCCCUCAAAUCCAUCCGAAACACAUCCUUCAAAGAAGCCUCCGAAAAGGUGACGCCUCGCCUAUCCUUCUUCAAGAAGCGACUACGACUUCGCGGCAACAGCAAAAUCAGCGUGCCGCUGUACCUGGUCCUGCUCUUCCCAUGCAUAGUCGUGAUUGUGAUACUGGUCCUCUUCGUACGGCAUCCAGACUCGCCAGGUGGCCGAUUAAUACCCUCAGGCGCGCCGCCCAGCAUUCGGAAAAUCAGCGAAAAGCAUGACAAAGUGUUUGUGAACGGAUGCUUGGAUCCGAAGAUUACCGCGAAAGAGAACCCGCGCGCGAACGCAGCAUUUGUCGUGCUGGCACGUAAUAAAGAGCUGGAUGGAGUCAUUGAGAGCAUCAAGAGCAUGGAACGACAUUUUAACCGCUGGUUCAAUUAUCCCUACGUCUUCCUGAACGAUGGAGAGUUCAACAGCACUUUCAAGGAGACGGUGCUGAACCACACCAGCUCGCCCGUCGAGUUUGGGCAAAUUGAUUCGAAGCACUGGGGAUACCCGGACUGGACAGACGCGAACGUCGCGAAAGAGGGCAUCCGCAAACAAGGAGAUGCAGCCAUCAUGUACGGAGGUAUGGAGUCCUACCACCACAUGUGCAGAUUCUACUCGGGAUUCUUCUACAAGCACGAACUGCUGCAGAAGUACGACUGGUACUGGCGCGUGGAGCCCGAGAUCAAGUACUUUUGCGACAUCACCUACGAUCCGUUCAUCCACAUGCAGCGCAACAACAAGACGUACGGGUUCACGAUUGCCGUCAAGGAGUUGCGAGAGACCGUGCCGAAUAUUUUCCGCUAUGCGUCGGCGUAUAAGCGAACGAAUAAUCUGACCUCGCAAGGUCUGUGGGAAAUGUUCGUCGAGCCGCAAGAGGGUUACAACCAGGACGGCACGCUCAAGCCAGGCGCCAUUCCCAAGGAAGAGAAGAAGAGGCUGGAAGAGAUUCGACUGGCAGAAUCAGGCGCUCUUCCUGAUAUCGAUCCCGAGGAGAUGGAAGGCGAGAAUUACAACAUGUGCCAUUUCUGGUCCAAUUUUGAAAUCGCCCGACUGGACUGGUUCCGGAGUAAAGAGUACGAAGAUUUUUUCAACAUGAUGGAUCGGUCUGGCGGGUUUUGGAUGGAACGAUGGGGCGACGCGCCAAUCCACUCCCUCGCCGCCGGCGCCCUCCUCUCCAUCAACGAAGUGCACUACUUCCGCGACAUUGGCUACCGCCACACGACCAUCCAGCACUGUCCCGCCAACGCACCGGCGCGACAGAUGGCGCGAGAACCGUACCUCGAACUCACGACCAAGGACGAGAAGGCGAGGAGGGAAGAGGACGAGUACUGGGCGAAAUGGGAUACGCCGAAGGAGAACGGCGUUGGAUGCAGGUGUCGUUGUGAUACAGAUAUUGAGGAGGUGGAGAAUAAAGAGGGGAGCUGUAUUCCUGAGUGGGUGGAGGUUGCGGGAGGGUAUAUUACGCCGGAGGGGCCGGGGAGUUGA
Molecule: messenger RNA, 1828 nt
Organism: Zymoseptoria tritici IPO323
Lineage: Eukaryota; Fungi; Ascomycota; Dothideomycetes; Mycosphaerellales; Mycosphaerellaceae
Exons: 2
Coding region: 266-1828 (520 amino acids)
Biological process (GO): cell wall mannoprotein biosynthetic process; protein N-linked glycosylation
Cellular component (GO): Golgi apparatus; membrane
Molecular function (GO): alpha-1,2-mannosyltransferase activity
Source: RefSeq, a predicted model, not a curated record